GUUGUGUCGGAGUCAAACACUUUAUGUUCCCACCAUGGCUGUUUCUGUGGAGGAGGUUUCUUCGUCUCUUGUGAGGGAAUACCUGAGUCGGAAGGGACUGAAGAGAACCAUCAGCUGUAUGGAUGAGGAGCAUCCCCGCACAGAGGCCAGCAUCAACAACAGAUCCCACCUGAGGCAGAUCCUCCACAUAGAGAGUCUGUACAGAGAGAACAAGGUUCUCAGCUCCCCCCUGAAAACUUUACUGGAGAUUAUUGUGAAGCAUCACAUCGCAGGUCUGCAUGAUGACGAGGUGCCCAGCAGUGAGAGUGAGUGUCUGCUGUCUGCUUCAGCUGCAGGCUCGGCUGCUCCUCCUGCAGUCACACCAGGAGAGAUGAACGAGGACAACACAGCCGCCUUGGUUAUUAGCAAACGCAUCAGACCGAGGUCUGAUGCAGAAGAUAUCCCCUCUUUUCAACCUUCAUAUACCUCAUCGAUGCCUGAUAGUCUGUCCAGCAAUAAUCAAACGUGCUUCCAAACCUAUGACUCAGAGGAUCACAAAGCUCAUCCCCUGUUGGCCCCUGCCCAGGACAACGAGAGCUUCACGAGAAGAGAACCAGAGAAAAAGACGACCAUCACUGAGAGCACCCAAAGGAGCAAAACUAAUCGAAUUAGACGUGGCAUGAUGGCUGGACCAAUAGCAAGUUCCCCUCAGGAAUCAAAUAAAAAAAGGCUAAGUCGAAGGGUAGAAGCUCCCCAGCUGCCGCCCAGAAAACCAGAAGAACACAGGAAGUCGAGCAAUGGACUCUUGGUGACUGGCUCACACCCCAAAAGCUUGGAAAGUGGUGAAACAGAAAUAUGGUCAGCUGACUGCGUAGGAGGGAGACAGGAGUUGCUGAGUGCACCAGAGAGAAAGCAGAGUGAAAACAGCUUUGAGAAAGUGGGGCAAGACUCGCUCAAGACCAGCAAAGUAAAGACCAGACCCAGUGUGGCGGAUUUGGAUGUGUCCGAGAUGGCUUUAGAUGACAUUGAUGACGAGCUGCAAGAUCUCUCUAAAGUCUCCUUCCAGAGAAGCCUCAGAGAGCGCAGCUGUGCGGGCCGUCCGAUGGACCGACACACUGCCGUGGAAUUGAAAGCGAUUCUUCUCGGUUCCAACGUAAGUUCCUUCAGCGCUGAGUGGAGGAAUCAGGGCUUCACGUUCUCUGAAACGCACGACCUGAGAUAUGGAAUUGUGCAGAAAAAGGGUGGUCCUUGUGGAGUUCUGGCAUCCAUCCAAGCCUUUGUUCUAAAGAAGCUGCUGUUUGAGAACAGCGAAAGCAAGAACGCAGGCCUCCAGAGAUUAACACCUUCCAGCAAUACCAGAAGAAGGUGUCUCAUUUUAGCCGUGGCUGAAAUCCUGUGGAGGGCUGGCGAGGAGAAACAAGCCACAGUUGCAAUAAGUACAGGAAGAAAUCAUUUCACCCCAACAGGACACUACAAAUCUGAAGGUCUGCUUGAAAAGAUAACAGUUUUCUCUGCGGAGAGCAUGAAGGAUCUGCAGCUGCUGUUAGAGCAGCAUAUUGAGCAGUUUGAGACGGGAGUGUUAGGUUGCAUUCUGCUGACCCUAUCUGCUGUUCUGUCUCGAUCUAUUGAAAAAAUAAGAGAAGAUAUGGACGUGCCCACCACCACCCUCAUCGGAGCUCACGGUUACUGCACUCAGGAGCUGGUCAACUUGUUGCUCUGCGGCAGAGCAGUUUCUAACGUGUUUGACGAUGACAUGGAGUUAGACUCGGGAAAUGGAAACAUGACUCUACUCAAGGGAAUGAAAGGCCGCUGUGACGUGGGCCUGCUGUCCCUAUUUGAACAUUAUAACAUCUGUAAGGUAGGAGCUUACAUGAAAACUCCCCGUUACCCCAUCUGGGUCGUGUGCAGUGAGAGCCACUUCAGCGUGCUCUUUGGCCUGCAGAGGGAGCUGUUGACCAAUCCGGACAGAGAUCUGGAGUUUGACCUGUACUAUUAUGAUGGACUGGCCAAUCAACAGGAGGAGAUCCGGCUCACUGUCUCUGUAGGUAAAUCGACCAUGAGCAGCCAGGACCCUGAUCUCAUUCCUCCGCUGGAGCACUGUAUCCGAACAAGGUGGACAGAUGCAUUUGUCAGUUGGAAUGACACAGAGCCUAUUCUCUAA
Molecule: messenger RNA, 2140 nt
Organism: Limanda limanda (common dab)
Lineage: Eukaryota; Metazoa; Chordata; Actinopteri; Pleuronectiformes; Pleuronectidae
Gene: mindy4
Product: MINDY lysine 48 deubiquitinase 4
Exons: 18
Coding region: 35-2140 (701 amino acids)
Biological process (GO): protein K48-linked deubiquitination
Molecular function (GO): K48-linked deubiquitinase activity; cysteine-type deubiquitinase activity
Source: RefSeq, a predicted model, not a curated record